Molecule: messenger RNA, 1125 nt
Organism: Morchella sextelata
Lineage: Eukaryota; Fungi; Ascomycota; Pezizomycetes; Pezizales; Morchellaceae
Exons: 1
Coding region: 1-1125 (374 amino acids)
Source: RefSeq, a predicted model, not a curated record
AUGUGGCGACAAACAGACUGGAAGCUAUUGGAUAACCACAUAUCAAACCUUUCCCUCCCCGCAGAGGCAUGGGAAACCAAGGAACACACGGAACAAACGGUUAAAUUCUUCCUAGAGCUGAUCAAGUCAACAAUCAACAUAGUUACGCCACUCUCGAAGGAGGGGGUAAGAGCUAACUCCUGGUGGUCAGACGAACUGAAACAAAUGAAGGCAAAAGUAAACUCGGCAGGAAGGAAGGCGAGAAAUACAAAGAACCUAAACCAUGUGGAGGAGCACCGGAAGGCAUGCAGAGAAUGGACAGUCAUGAUCCGGAAAGCAAAAGCAGACCAGCGGGAAAAGACGAUGAACGAAGCGAAAGGUAGUGAGGUCUGGAGAGUCCUUAAUGCAGGAAGGAGAAGAGACACAAUCAUACCAAUCAUACAAGGUGAAGAAACGUUUGCGGGGAAGUGUCAAGCUCUAAGAGCCCAACUUUUCCCCUCGAAACGGACGUCCCCCGACCAUCCCCCCCUGAACAUUAGACCCCCCUCUUUUGACCUAAGCAAUACUUUCGACACAGUUACCCCUGAAGAACUCAAGAAAGCAAUCGACUCCUGCCCAGCGCACUUGGCGACCGGCUCGGAUGGCAUUCCCUAUACCUUUAUCAAAGCAAUAGUUAAAGCGAACACAACUCUAAUCCAAGACAUGUUCUCCGCCAUGCUUCGGCACGGAGUACACCCAGCGGAAUGGAAAAUUGCAAAGUGCAUCCCGAUCCCGAAACCCGGCAAGGCAAACUAUCAAGAAGCGAAAGCAUAUCGGCCCAUCUCCCUCCUACAAUGCUUCAGCAAAAUCCUGGAGAAAAUAGUGGCUCAAAGACUCUGCACCUCCGGAGAAAUCCUAGGCACACUCUCAGCGAAUCAAUUUGAAGGAAGACCAACUAUCUCAGCAGUCGACGCCCUCUUGAGAACCCUAACACCAAUUCAACAAAACCUAUUACUGAAAAACAGCACCGGAGUCGCCCGGCGGGACAGACCAGCGAUCCUAACCAACGACAUCCAGGGAGCAUUUAACUGUGUAGAUCACCUACUUCUCGCAGAGAUCAUGCACCAGCAAAAAUUCCCCACCUACCUAACAGAAUGGUGCAAGUAA